AUGAGUUUACUAGGAUAUAUUUACAUCUAUUUGCUAGGUGGCAUAACAUUCAUACCAAUAGUUAUAUUUCUGUUUAUUUAUCUUCACCCAUUAGUAGAUGAAGCCAGUGAUGAAAUCGAUGAAGGAGAGAAGAAAGUGAAUGUUGGAGAAAUCGAAGAAAAGGAAUCAACGGGAUUGAAAACGUACAGAUCGGGAUGGAUCACUGUUACACAGGAUUAUAUUGAGUCAAUUGAAGAUAUUUCUUCGAACACUCAGUCAAUAAGUGAAUCAGCUGAAAACAAAUCAGCCUAUUCUUCGUUAUACAAAUUAGUUAAGAAUUCUGAUACGGAAUCAUCAUCCACAGUUGAAACUUCUAAUAUACCGAUCGAGGGAAAAAGUGAUACUACAGUUAAGAAAUCACAAAAGAAACACAGAUUUUAUGCGGUUCUUAAACAUGGUAAUUUGUUUCUAUACAAGAAUGAGAGUUUGAAGGAUGUUAAGCAUGUUAUUGUGUUGUCUAAUCAAGUAGUUUCCGUAUGGCCGCGAGAUAUACCAGAUGGCCAACUUUUCACCAAAGCUACGGCUAUCUGUAUUAUGAAACGAGACUGGUCAAGAAAGAGAAGAAUGUCAGAAGAAUUUGAGAAUGAAAUGAUUACUACAAGCGACAUCUUGACGAUGAACUUGCAACCACCAUCGGGAUCUAUAUUUGUAUACUGUGAUACUAACAUUGAAAAAGAAGAUUGGUAUUUUAGCUUAGUAAAAGCUACUAAGACGGAAUCAGAAUCUAAGAACUUAAAUCCUCUGGUAUACGCAAAGACUUUACAUUUCGAAACGGAUGAUAUGAUUAGUCUAAUUCAAACGUUAUACAGCUCGGAGGGCCAGUGGCAGACAAAAUGGUUAAAUGCAAUGAUAGGUAGAUUAUUCUUGUCUUUACAGAAAACUGAGUUUUUGAGGGAAUUCUUGAAGAACCGUUUGAAUAAAAAAUUAAAUAAGAUCAAAAAGCCUGGAUUUUUGGACACUUUCAAGCUUGUCAAGCUAGAUGCUGGAGUUGCUGCUCCUUUUAUAACCUGGCCAAGCCUACGUGAAAUCAAUCCUAAUGGAGACCUUGUUGUCAAAUUAUUUUUUCAUUACCAUGGAAAGUUAUCAUUUCAAAUAUCGACGAAGGUUAAUAUUAAUCUUGGUUCACGAUUCAAGCCUAGGGAGGUUGAUCUAUUAUUAUCAAUUACCAUUGAAAAGCUAGAAGGUCCAAUGUUGGUAAAGUUUAAACCUCCACCAUCUGAAAGAAUUUGGUAUUCAUUUGAAGGUGAGCCUUUGAUCAAUUUAAAAAUUGAACCAAUAAUAAGUUCGAGACAGCUCACAUAUAACAUAAUUACCAAUUCAAUCGAGAAGAAAUUAAAAGAAGCUAUUAAGGACUCGCUCGUUUUACCACAUUGGGAUGAUUUUGUAUUUUAUAAUACUACGAAUGAAAUAUAUAGAGGUGGGAUUUGGGAUAAAGAUAUUAGACCAAAUAAAAGAGUAGACAAAAAUGAAUCUUUGGACAUUGAAGAAUCACAACAGCAGUCAGAAGAAGAUGCUGAUUCGAUAAUCGAAGGAAGUAAUUUGCCAAAGCAAACCACAUCAAGCAGUUUAGCAGUAAAUAAAACAGGAGAUAUUGUACCGCCUGUGAAAUCCAAUACCACAAUUUCAAAACUAAGAAUCUCAAAUACUUUAAAUGAUAUUUCCAAGAAAAUGAAAAAACAAAAAUCAAAUACAACUCUUGGCGUAAACGAAGACAACUACUAUUCUGACGGAUCGUUCGUCGAAUCUUCUAAAACCAUCGAUCAUGAUUUAUCUGACCCGACCAAUAAUAAAAAGUCGACUAUCAAUACAUUGAAGAAAAUUGGAAAAUGGUACUUUAAAGAUGAGAAAUCGAUUCCAGAAAAUGAGAAUUAUACACCUCCAGAAAUGAUUCUGAGUCGGAGAGCAGUUAAGAAAUCUGGAUUAGAUACUUCGAAGUUCCUUCAGAAUUCGGAUUUACCUUCAUAUGAGAUGUUCAAUAAAGACUUGAAUUAUGACAAUACUUCAAAGGAGGCAUAUAAUCAAAUUAAUUCUACGGGAAGAUCAAGAGGAAAUUCUAAAUUAAGUUUAAGUAGUACAGAAAAGCUGUUAAGUUUAAAUAAUGAUCAUGAGGGAGUUAUUAAUGGCUCUGUCGAAAAUCAGCCGAUUGGAUUAAACAUUGAUAUCGAUGAUAGUGAUAAUCUUAACCUAAAGGAUGACUCAAAAGUUGCUUUAUCAUCAGCCUUUUCUCCUACUAAUGUAAGUAUUUUAUCUGAAAGUUUGACUGAAGAGCACCAUUUGCCACAUCAGAGACACAGAAAACCUCCCCCUGAACCUGUACCAAAGACUCCUCCACAAUUGCCCCCAAGAGAGAUCAAUGGAAUCAUUGAAGAUAUUUCCAGACUACUGAACACCUCACAAGGAAACAAAGUGAACGUAAUAAAUGAAGCACAAGAGGUGAAAAAGGGAGAACUUGAAAAUAGAAGUAACGAGAAUGAUAAUGAUAUAGAUGAUCUAAGUAUUUAG
Messenger RNA from Debaryomyces fabryi, 2541 nucleotides. RefSeq lists its product as uncharacterized. The transcript has a single exon. The coding region runs from base 1 to 2541 and encodes 846 amino acids. Gene Ontology annotation, molecular function: lipid binding. Gene Ontology annotation, biological process: phospholipid transport. The record is from RefSeq and is a predicted model, not a curated record. Lineage: Eukaryota; Fungi; Ascomycota; Pichiomycetes; Serinales; Debaryomycetaceae. Gene Ontology annotation, cellular component: endoplasmic reticulum; ERMES complex.